UCCCCAGUUAACAUGAUCCCAAGUUGAUCCAUACAGCGGGACAGAAAACCCACGGAAACAGAUGCAUUUUCACUCUAGAAUCAACUGAAUGCUGUAAGACCCAAGCGUUAGAUGUGGCUUUGGUUUAUAUUCUGAUUUCAGUGAUGUCAUUUUCCUAACGAAUCAUAGUAUCUUUCAAAAAAAAAAAAAAAAAAAAAAAAAAAAAAAAAAGCACGUCAAACUUUUCCCUCUCGGUUAUCUAAUGCGGAAGCGCUGAGGAGCACUACAUUUAACUGUGAUUCUGCAUCCUUAAAUUCAAACUUGAAAACUGAGGACAUCUUUAUAAUCCAGUAUGGAUACAGUGGGAGUGAAUGUGAUUGAAACAGCGGCUCUAGGGAGACCCUUCCAGCUGGGGAUGCUGUAUGACUGCAGGAAAGAUGCUCUAAUACCAGGAAUCACACUGUGGUAUCCAGAGAAGAUACGUCAGGAUAUGCGAGUCCAUCCCAAAAUUAACACAGAUUUCAAAGUCACAGCUUCAGACUCCAUUCAGGACAAAUCAUCCUUACUGAAGACUGACGGCUCUCUGAAACUGAGUGUUUUAGGUGGACUCGUCAGUGUCAGUGGAGCAGCCAAAUAUCUGGAGGACACCAAGAAGUCUUUCAGACAGCAGAGACUGACCCUACAUUAUCAUUCAACUAGCAGGUUUGAAGAACUGACCAUGAAUCACGUGGUACCUGAAAAUAUAGUUCAUCGUGAGGUGUUUGAUAAUGACACAGCAACACACGUGGUGACAGCAGUGCUGUAUGGAGCAGACGCCUGCUUUGUGUUUGAUAGAGAGGUUUCAUCGGAUGAGAAAAUAAACACAGUAGAAGGAGAAGCAAAAGUGGCCCUUGAGAAGCUCAAAGGCAUUUCAGUAGAUGCAAACAUCAAUCUGAAGAUGAACGACGCUCAGAAGAAUGCAGUCCAAAAAUUCACAUGCAAGUUUUAUGGCGACUUCCAGCUACCUUCUAACCCGACUUCUUUUGAAGAUGCGCUGAAGAUUUUUACUGAUCUUCCAAAACUGCUGGGAGAAAAGAAAGAGCUGGCGGUUCCUCUGAGAGUUUGGCUUUAUCCUCUGGACAAACUUCACUCAGGAGCUUCAAAACUUCAGAAGGACAUCAGCAUGGAUCUUAUUGUGGCGAUUGAAUCAGUGAUUGAGUGUUUAAAUACAACUGAGAUGAAAUGCAGUGACCUUCUGAAUGAUUUGCCUGCCUUGACUUUUACUGCAUUUCAUGAUAAAAUACUGCAAAUGAAGCAAAACUGCUACAUGUACAAACUGAGACUUGUGGAGAAACUCGGCUCUCUGCUGCCAAACAUCCGUGGAGACGUGAAGAAGGAAACUGAUCUGAAUGAUCUUCUACAAGAACACGAUGAAUCUCCAUUCAGAGGACGAGAUCUUGCACAAUGGCUGAAAGAGAGAGAAAUAGAGUCUGUGAUCAUUAAAUCAGUCCUCAGACAGCUGAAGGAUGCUGGUGCACAGGUAGAAGACAACAUAGAUCUGGUCUUGAUGGAUCUGGAGGUUGGGAAUCUGGUCUGUUACACGUUCACAUCGUUGAACUGGACAGAUGUUCUGCUUCUUCAACAAAAUGCCUAUCUGAAUCCUUUAACAAAAGGAAAAAAUGAGAACAGCCUUGAUUCAGAGCAGAAGUCUUGGCUCACUCCUGAGAUCCAAAAGAACACGAGGAACAACUUGAAGACAUUUAAGAACUUGAUUGAUUCAAAAGACCGUAAACCAGCCAAGUUCAUUGUGUCCUCAAAGGAAAUGAAGAAUAAUCCAGGUUCCUGCAUUCUGCUGUAUGAAAGUGAAUGUGAUGAAGCUGUUUGCUUUAUUCCUCCAUCCAAACCAACCUGUCCAAUCACUGAAGAGGUCAAAGAUAAUAGUGUGGUUCUGAAGGUUCCUCCAUCAUGUUCUUCUACAGUGGAGCUCAGAUUACUGUAUAAACGGAAGCAGGACACAGUCUGGAGAUCUAAACCUGUGAUGAAGGAUGAAAACACAGUUACUCUGACUGAUCUGAGAGAAGAAUCUAAAUAUGAGAUCAAAUGUGCAGUGCUGGGGAAACUCAACUACACUGUAUACAGUGACGUCACAGAAGUUGUCACAGAGGGAAAGGACAGUUUGAUUAUUGGAGAGGGUCACUCAAUCCCUUUUACUACCUCUGAGGGUUGUUGGUCUCCAGGAUCUCAUUCAUCUUUUCAGUUAUCAGAGAUGUUCAAACUGAGACUGAAGGAGGAAUUCCAGUAUCUGAAUGAAGAAAAAUCACCUGGACGAAGACAACUACUGAACGAUGUCUUCAUUGAGCGGCACAUCGCAGAGGAACCAGAUUCUCACCUCAGUAAUAAUAUAGAAAUUAAAAGCAAUAGCAUCUUCGAAAGACAGAAUAUCAGGACUGUUUUGAUGAAGGGGGAAGCUGGCAUUGGAAAAACUGUGACUGUGCAGAAGAUCAUCCUGGACUGGGCUGAAGACAAAUCAAACCAUGACAUCAAAUACAUAUUUUCAAUACCUUUUCAGAAGUUGAACAUGAUCAGAGAGACGGUGAAGGAGUGUAGCUUCAUGGAGCUUCUGCAGCAAUGCUUUGAAAAUGCUGAAAAUCUGAAACCUGACUCUGACAGGAUCAUGUUGAUCUUUGAUGGACUUAAUGAGUUAAAAGUUCCUCUAGAUUUCCAAACCACAAAGAAGAUUAUAGAUCUAAACAAACCAGCCUCAGUCACUGAUCUACUAAUAAACCUCAUUAAGGGAAAUCUGCUUCCAAACGCUCAGAUCUGGAUCACCAGCAGACCAGCAGCAGCCAAUCAGAUUCCUGCUGAAUAUAUUGAUCGGGUGACAGAGAUCCAGGGCUUUAAUGAUGAACAGAAGGAGGAAUAUUUCAGAAAGAACAUCAGUGACCUGAAUAUGGCCAAUAAAGUCAUCAGUCACAUCAGGACCUCAACACGCAUCAACAGCAUGUGUUAUUUACCUGAUUACUGCAGAAUCAUCGCAGCGAUUCCAGAGGAAAUGAUCAGUACAUGUGGUGCAGAUUUCCCCAUGACUCUCACUCAGAUGUACAGCAGACUCCUGUUAGCCCAGACUGAAUCAAUUCCAGAGAGAAAAGGGAUCAUCAUAGCACUGGGGAAAAUAGCAUUUCAUCUGUUGGUAAAUGGCAACUCUCUCUUCUGUGCUGAACCUUAUGGACUCAGUGCUGAACAUGUUAAAGCAAGCUCAUCAAUCAUAAAAGUGUUUGAUGAAAAAAGAAAGUCCUUCUGUUUCAUGAAUCACAGAACACAGGAGUUUCUGGCAGCUUUGUAUUUGACUGAUGUCAUUAAUGGAGGAGAUACAGUCCAUCUCUCCAGUCUAAAUCUUGAUUUUGGAGUACAGAGCUUCACGGACUACGAUUCACUCCAGAAAGUGAUGAACAUCGCUCUACAAAAACAGAUGGAUCUCUUCUUCUGUUUCUUACUGGGUUUGACCCUGGAGUCCAGUCAGAGAGCUUUAAAAGCCCUCCUGACACAGAGAAGCAGCAGCUCUUCAUCCAGUCAAGAUAUAAUUCAACACAUCAAAACCAUGAUCAUGAAGUUCUCUCCAGAAAAUGCAGUUGAAAUCAGUCUCCUGUUUGAUUGUUUGAAAGAGCUGGAUGACCGUUCUGUAAUCCAGCAAACACAGCUGAAAUCUGGACUCAGACUCUCUCCUGCUCAGUUUUCAGCUCUGAUGAUUGUGCUUCUGAACUCAGAAGAGAAACUGGAUGAGAAUAAAUCUCAUCAAUCGGAAGAACCGAAGCUUCAGCCAGUGGUCAAAACAUCUGGAGGACAUGAUGGCAGUGGUUGCGCUGAUCUGAGUUCAGCUCUAAGAUCAAACCCGGCUCAUCUGAGAGAGCUGGAACUGAGUAAGAAUGAAAUUACAGAUUCAGGAGUGAAGCAGCUCUCAGAUCUACUGAAAGAUCCUCAGUGUAAACUGGAGAAACUGGGGUUGAGAUCUUGUCAAAUCAGUGACAGAGGUUAUGCUGUUCUAAGUUCAGCUCUGAGAUCAAACCCGUCUCAUCUGAGAGAGCUGGACCUGAGUGAGAAUGACAUUACAGAAUCAGGAGUGAUGCAGCUUUCAGAUCUACUGGAACAUCCUCAGUGUAAACUGGAGAAACUGAGGUUGAGAUCUUGUCAUAUCAGUGACAGAGGGAUUGUUGUUCUGAGUUCAGCUCUGAGAUCAAACCCGUCUCAUCUGAGAGAGCUGGACCUGAGUGGGAAUCACAUUAAACAAUUAGGAAUGAAGAUGCUUUCAGAUUUACUGGCAGAUCCUCAGUUUGAACUGCAGAAAUUGGGGUUGAGUUCUUGUUAUAUCAGUGACAGCGAUUGUGCUGAUCUGAGUUCAGCUCUGAGAUCAAACCCGUCUCAUCUGAGAGAGCUGGACCUGAGUGGGAAUUCCUUUGAAUAUUCAGGAAUGAGGGAGCUUUCAGUUUUACUGAAACAACUACCGAAACUACAGAAACUGGAGUUGAGAUCUUGUUAUAUCAGUAAGAGUGAUUGUGCUGUUCUGAGUUCAGUUCUGAGAUCAAACCUGUCUCUGAGAGAGCUGGACCUGAGUGAGAAUUACUUUGGAGAUUCAGGAAUGAAGCAGCUUUCAGAUCUACUGAAACAUCCUCAGUGUAAACUGGAGAAACUGAGAUUGAGAUCUUGCUGUAUCUGUGACAGUUGUGCUGAUCUGAGUUCAGCUCUGAUAUCAAACCUGUCUCAUCUAAGAGAGCUGGACCUAAGUGAGAAUUACUUUGGAGAUUCAGGAGUGAAGCAGCUUUCAGCUCUACUGAAAGAUCCUCAGUGUAAACUGGAGAAACUGGGGUUGAGAUCUUGUUCUAUCUGUGAUGGAGGCUGUGCUGUUCUGAGUUCAGCUCUGAGAUCAAACCCAUCUCAUCUGAGAGAGCUGGACCUGAGUAAACAUGUCAUUACAGAUUUAGGAAUAAAGCAGCUUUCAGAUCUACUAAAACAUCCUCAGUGUAAACUAGAGACGCUGAGGUUGAGAUCUUGUUAUAUCAGUAACAGAGGUUGUGCUGAUCUGAGUUCAGCUCUGAGAUCAAACCCGUCUCACCUGAGAGAGCUGGACCUGAGUGGGAAUGUCAUUACAGAUUUAGGAAUAAAGCAGCUUUCAGAUCUACUAGAAGAUCCUCAGUGUAAACUGGAGAAAUUGGGACACUCACAGGAUGAGAUCUUGUUGCAACAGUGACAGAGGCUGUGCUGAUCUGAUGUCACUAGAGAUUUAGGAGUGAAGCAGCUUCCAGAUCUACUGGAACAUCCUCAGUGUAAACUGGAGAAAGUGGAGUGAGUGUCAUUAUUCUGCUGCUGUGUGAUUGUUUUAAGAAACACUCAAGGGAUGUCAGGAACAGAUUUAUUUUUCAUUAACAAAAAGUGACAACACCCUGAUCUAAUUUCUGCAGAAAGAACUUGCUAUACAUCUCUUGGUCUCCGUGUAUGAUAAUCUAAUGCUUGAUUUGUGUUUUACAUAAAAAAAAUGUACCUUUUAAAUGUUAGAGAUAAAUGUUCACAGUAUAACAGACACAACAUGUAAAAUAUAAAUAUAAAACAUUUGGGAUUUAUCUUGCUCAUUUUACCAGCAGUGCUAUUUUUAUUUAUCCCACUCAUCAGAUUAGAUGUUUCAUGUUUAUAUCUCUCAUCCACAAUUCUAAAAACAUAUACCCAAGAAUAUGUUAAGACAUAACACCAACACUUACUGAAAUAUCAAAAUGAUUAAUUUCAAUACAUAAAACUACUGAUUUGUACAUGUUCUGAAGGAAAUGUGAGUAGAGCUCACUCAAGAAAAUCUGAGUUUAAUUAAUUACAAUUCAAUACAAUACAAUUACAACUUUUCAGAAUAUAAAUGCUCACAUUCACAUGCUCACAUUCGUAUUUACAAUAUAAUCAAUAUAAGUAUAGCACUGUAAAGGUAGCUUUAAUUUUGCGCUCUGCUUCAAAAAUGUACACAAGUGCUUUUACUUUUGUGAUAACUGUUUAGAAAUAUUAUCUCUUACUACACAUGCCUGUUCAUAAUAUUAGAAAUUCUCACAUAAUGCAUGAUGGAGGGACUAACCUUAACUUAAUUGCAAGUAAAUUUAAAGAGUUUUACUGUGUUUGGUCAUUAAUUUCAACACAGAAAUGUGUUUCUUGUGUCUCACUUUUUCAGCAGCUCAGUUCUGAUAUUUGUAGUGUCUUUACUUUUAGCCUUAAAAGUAAAAUUUACAUCCAGGAUAAAUUUGGUAUAAUGUAUGCUUUUUCAUUUUUAUCCAAGAUGUCAUUCUUCUCUUCACUGCAUGUGUACUGCUGCAAACUAAAUGUACAUUGAAACUUGAAAAAGAAAUAAAAACCCUAAAAUGA
Messenger RNA from Megalobrama amblycephala (Wuchang bream), 6345 nucleotides. Its product is annotated as NACHT, LRR and PYD domains-containing protein 12-like. The record is from RefSeq and is a predicted model, not a curated record. Bases 332 to 5200 code for a protein of 1622 amino acids. The transcript has 16 exons. Gene Ontology annotation, molecular function: protein binding. Lineage: Eukaryota; Metazoa; Chordata; Actinopteri; Cypriniformes; Xenocyprididae.